GUUCAACUACAUCACCAUCACGACUAUGGUGGUGUUUGGGGUGGAGGUGAUUAUCAACACCCUGGGGAAGCAAGGGUACCUUUUCGGCUUCUUCUUCUUCCUCGACGUCCUCAGCACGGUUACACUGGUGCUGGAUCUCACAUAUGUCUCAGAUACGCUGUUUGGAGACUCCAUCUCAGCAGCACAGCAGCUGUCUGACUUCGAUGGCGCGGGUCCAGUAGUUCAAGGACCAGUGGAUCAGGGCAGCAGUCAGUCGGCCGAUGCAGCCCGGGCUGCCCGCAUGAGUCGGGUGGGCACCAAGGCUGGCCGCGUCGUGCGCCUGCUUCGGCUGGUCCGCCUCAUUCGCUUAAUCAAGUUCUAUCAGAACCGAAGCAAAUCGAGCGCCAAGUAUGCCCAGGACAGUGAGGCAUCUCCUGGAAUGGAUUGGGAGGAGGACGAUGAUGACAUGCAGCAAGAGUCGGCAGUGUCGAAGAAGCUGUCAGAGAUGACCACGCGCAGAGUGGUCAUGCUUGUGCUGAUCAUCAUGCUCUCGCUUCCAUUCUUCCAGCCAGGGAUGUACAACGAAGAUCUGCCCUCUUCCGCACAAUACGGUGCCAACGUACUCUUCCGAAGAUGGCGUGAUGACAUGACCUCAUAUGAGCCUUGGGCCAACGACACUGCUCGUGCGGCUUAUUUCGCUUCGAAGGGCCGCGAGGUCUACGUCGACGACUUCUUCCUGUUCGCCUACUACCACAGCCCUUACACCACCCAGGAAGCGGUGCCGGCGGAGGCCGUGAGUUCGCCUUUGGCGAGCUUCAACCGCCUUUUUUGGGUGGGUGCACACCCGGACAACGAGACGCUGGGUCAGUUCUUCUUGCCAUCCUUUGAAGGACGAGGCACUGCUGCUGGCCAGGCGCAGGCCUACGAUCCGAAUGAGCGCUGGGGUGGCGCUGACUGGCUUUAUUACCAAGGCAAUCUGAGCUCCGAUCCCGUUGGGCUGCUUUACUCGCCCUGGGCCAGCGCCCAGAGUUGCAUCAAGGGCUACAUGCGCGGAGUCUCGUUGGUGGCGGACAUGCCUUGUCCGGACGUCCUGCGCUACAACGAGCGCACGGUCAUCGUUCCCAUGACGGCAACUGCGGCAGAGUACGAAGAUCUACACUUCAUCUUCGUCUUCGACCGCAGGACCGGGACGUGGCUCGAGGCUAUUCUGAACACUGCGCAGACGUGCUUCAUUUGCUUCCUGCUGGGCUUUGGAGCCAUGACUUUCUCCCAGGAUGCCAAUCGGCUCGUCCUGACCCCCAUCGAGCGGAUGAUCUCGAAGUUGGACAAGAUCCGGAACAACCCCCUAGAAGCCAUGACGAUCGGAGACGAAGAGCACCACCGGGAGCAGGUGCGUGCUCUAAAACGAGGACAGCAGCAAGGUCCAGCGGACCAGGACUUCGAGGCAACGCGGAAGAAGCUUUGCAGCCGGUGCUGUGCUGCCAUCUGGAGAUGCAUCAGGCGACGAGGUUCCUCUCCCAAGCCCAUCCCCGAGCCCAUGGAGACCGUGGUCCUGGAGAAGACCAUCAUUAAGAUCGGCUCACUCCUGGCCCUUGGUUUCGGUGAGGCGGGUGCAGAGAUUAUUGGCCAAAACAUGCGCGGUGGGGAUUCAGCAGCUUUGAAUGCCAUGAUCCCUGGCAGGCGUGUGGAGGCUAUUUUCGGCUUCUGCGACAUCCGCAACUUCACGGAUGCCACCGAAGUCCUUCAGGAUCAGGUGAUGGUCUUUGUGAACCGGAUCGCCUCAGUCAUCCACUCUUGCGUCAACGAGUUCUUCGGCAAUCCGAACAAGAACAUCGGCGAGGCCUUUCUUCUGACCUGGCGGCUCUCCGGCUACCCUCCUGCGAAGCAGAAGAAGCUGGCCGACAUGUCGCUGAUCUCGUUCAUCAAGAUUAUCGCGCAGAUUAACAAGUCGCCUCUGCUAGCGGAGUAUCGCAACCAUCCAAAGCUCGCGAAGAGGCUUCCCAACUAUCGAGUCCGGAUGGGAUUCGGAUUGCACAGUGGCUGGGCUAUCGAGGGAGCGAUCGGGUCCGAAUUCAAGAUCGACGCCUCCUACCUCAGUCCGAACGUCAACAUGGCGGCGCGACUGGAGGCGGUGACGAAGCAGUACGGAUGUCUGAUCCUCAUGACAGAUGCCAUAAUCAAGCUCAUGUCGGAGGAGGUUUCCGAGGAAUGCCGUGUGAUCGACCAUGUGAGGCUUUUCGAAAGCAAGGAGCCUUUCAAGCUGUACACCUAUGACCUGAACGACCUUGCACUGGAAGUGGAGCAUGUCGCCCCUCCAGCUCCCGUGCAAGGAACUUUGUCUCGGGACACGCACCCCCGAGAGAACCCACGGGAGGGGCACAGCCACAAGAAGGACAAAUUCAGGCUGCGGCAUGAGCGAGAGAAGCUCAAAGCAGAACGCUGGAGUGAUGAGUUCAUGAUGCAUUCCGUGUUCAGCAUUGACACGGACAUCAUCACGAUGCGCAGCAAGUUUACAUCAGAGUUUUUCUGUCGCUUCAACAUGGCAUACCUGAACUAUGAGGCUGGUGAAUGGGGCGUUGCCAAGGACAUGCUCGAGGUCACGCGCUUCUUGUUGGCCACAGAAGACGGCCCAUCUGCUGCCCUUCUGAGGUACAUGAAGCAAUACGACUGGGAGGCGCCUGGUGGCUGGACGGG
This is a messenger RNA of Symbiodinium sp. CCMP2456, 2673 nucleotides long. NCBI's taxonomy places the organism in Eukaryota, Dinophyceae, Suessiales, Symbiodiniaceae. The record is from the annotation of a GenBank genome assembly.